CAAUCUGAACAUGAGCAACAUGGUUGUUUCAUCCACCGCCAUCCUCGCAAGAAGACUUCCCACCUACGAUAACAGCAAGAAGAAUGACAGUCAGGGGAAGCACAAGCAUCGCAAGCAACAUGGCACUUCGCAUCCAGUUCUGCUCGAUGUCGUGGAUGAGGAGAGGAUGCAGGGCAAGGAGUGGGAAUGGGAAAAAUCUGGGGAAUAUGGCAGGAGAGCGAUGCAGUGCGGCGAAAAUCUGUCGAAAACACUGCAUUUUUUUGGAAUCUCCAAUCCACUUGACAUCAUCUGGAGCCAUGCAACAAACAGUUCUGCCAAGCUUGAAAGGGCUCUCAGCAAAGGAAGCAGCGUCAUGUUCCUUGAAGCCGAUGUUAACUGGGGUAGCUGCGGAUCUUUGAAGGACAUAGCAGUCAUGGCGCAUCCGCCGAGCAGAACGUCUGAUUUGACCUUCCAGGAAUUUUGUCUACGAGUUGUGGAGCACAAUCGAGUUUGUCCCCACAAUGCUCGGGUCGGGGUCAAGUUCGACUUCAAGGAUCCGAGAUGCAUAGUUCCUUGUUUAACGUUCCUUAGAGAGCUCGC
This is a messenger RNA of Guillardia theta CCMP2712, 579 nucleotides long. RefSeq lists its product as hypothetical. Lineage: Eukaryota; Cryptophyceae; Pyrenomonadales; Geminigeraceae. The transcript is spliced from 4 exons. The record is from RefSeq and is a predicted model, not a curated record. The annotation marks the transcript as partial.